AUAGUAAAACUAUGUAACCCUCACUGGACUAUAAAAUCUCUUUCAUUUCCAUAACUUUCUUUCUUUGCUGCAUUAGGGUUUUGUGUGUGCCGUAAAUCGAUUUCCUGUUGCACUUGAAACUUUCUCAAACCCUAACAAUGGCGGAACAGACCGAGAAGGCAUUUUUGAAACAGCCGAAAGUUUUCCUUUCGUCGAAGAAAUCAGGGAAAGGAAAGAGGCCUGGAAAAGGAGGAAAUAGAUUCUGGAAGAGCAUUGGUUUGGGAUUCAAGACUCCUCGUGAUGCAAUCGAAGGAACAUACAUUGACAAGAAAUGCCCAUUCACCGGCAAUGUUUCUAUUAGAGGGCGUAUCCUUGCUGGUACCUGCCAUAGUGCUAAGAUGCAAAGAACCAUCAUUGUUCGGCGCAACUACCUUCACUACAUCAAGAAGUACCAAAGGUACGAGAAGAGGCACUCCAACAUUUCCGCUCACAUUUCACCUUGUUUCCGUGUGAAGGAAGGCGACCAUGUCAUCAUUGGACAGUGCAGGCCCCUAUCAAAGACAGUGAGAUUCAAUGUAUUGAAGGUUAUCCCAGCUGGAUCAGCCGCUGGUGGCAAGAAGGCAUUCACUGGCAUGUAAACCAGAUUUUGGCUCUCUUUUUGGCAAAUUACGAUAGCAGUCGGAGGAACUUUAUUCAUGUAUUUUCAUAUAUGCUUGUACGAGUGCUUCUAUGUCUGGUCUUGAUAUUUUUCUUUUUGUCAAAUCAGUUCCUUAAUUUUGAUAUUGCUGUCUAAUCCGAUAUCGAAAAUUCUCUA
This is a messenger RNA of Amaranthus tricolor (Joseph's coat), 793 nucleotides long. Its product is annotated as 40S ribosomal protein S11. Gene Ontology annotation, biological process: translation. NCBI's taxonomy places the organism in Eukaryota, Viridiplantae, Streptophyta, Magnoliopsida, Caryophyllales, Amaranthaceae. The transcript is spliced from 6 exons. Gene Ontology annotation, cellular component: cytosolic small ribosomal subunit; ribosome. The record is from RefSeq and is a predicted model, not a curated record. Bases 138 to 617 code for a protein of 159 amino acids. Gene Ontology annotation, molecular function: structural constituent of ribosome.